Lobosporangium transversale is the source of this 2438-nucleotide messenger RNA. RefSeq lists its product as hypothetical. The transcript has 2 exons. The record is from RefSeq and is a predicted model, not a curated record. Bases 281 to 2335 code for a protein of 684 amino acids. NCBI's taxonomy places the organism in Eukaryota, Fungi, Mortierellomycota, Mortierellomycetes, Mortierellales, Mortierellaceae.
CCUCAUUGUCGUCAACUGUCUCUUCAAAGCACGCGCUCACACUAACUCUUGUAUUUACUAUUUCCCUAAUAAUCGACCGUGCCGUUCAGUCUCUUUCUGUUUCUCCCAUUUACAUACACCUUCUCUUAUACCUCUCUCCAUCCUUCACCAUUCUGACUCGACACUUCAUAUACUCUUAAUUAUCAUAAUAUCACCACAUUAAUUAUAUUUCGCUUCGCCACUCUGUCAGCAACUCGGCGACAACACCCAAUUCGUCUUAUACAUUUAUACCCUCCAACACAUGGCACCACUUCAGACCGCAAAAGAGUGGUUGAGGAGAAGACGUGGCAAGAACAGGAAGAAUGCAGGCAAUAAUAACAUUCCAAAGCCAUUUGUCCCUGGCAUCGGAUACCCACCACAGCGAAACUCCUCACAACCUACACUUAUCCCUUACGUCCCCCCUGCAGCUGGUUCGUCCUCUGAUAUCGAGUCAGAGACAGAACAAGAGUCUAACACUGAAUCAUCAACCAGAACGGUCCCCACACACGACAUGGUGAGUGCAGCGACUACCACCUGUCUAGCAAUAUCGGCUCGAUCAGCAGCCUUGCUUGAGGCCCAUGUUCCAGACGAAUACGCAGAUGAUUUCGGUCGUUUUGGGAAGGAAGGUCAACGCCUUUCUAGCUCAGACACAACAUCAACGCUUGUUCCUCCCUCGUUCCCACUUCGACCCUCUUCUUAUCAACCACCAUCGCUCGCAAAGGGCGCCCUGCUCCCUCAUAAUAAACAAGGGUCUCAUACAUCCUUGCCAGCACAGAUGCCACUUGAUAAGGCUGGCCUCAUGGACUUGACAAGCUGUCCCCAAUUUGGCCCAGCUCGCCAUAAUCUAAACUGGAAUUCAAACCACCCCGUCAAUAGGUUGAUGCCAGAACAGAAGCACCUAUCAAAACAGUUUGGAGCCUCUACAGAGACCUUAGUACCACUAGAGUCCAGGGCGCAAGAGUAUGCCAGGUCUGUCAAGACACUGUGGCAGUUAAUGGAAGAAGAGCGGAUAGUUCAAAGACUUACAGAAGCUGCUAAAAGGAAGAGUUCUGAAUCACCAAAAACUACUGCUUCGCCCGCUCCUACUCCUGAUGUGCGGUUGACCUCUGAGAACACUCGGGCUCGUGGUGGCCUUGCCCGUGUAGAGCCGAAGCUCACGCCUAUAGAGGAAGUCGUCCACCCUUCAGAGGAAAGCCAACCAGUCAAAGAGAAGCAAUCCAAAACUGUGACCUUCCAGCAUCGCCAAAGCUGUCCGCUUGCGGCGACCCUCUAUACUGAGCAUGGGCAGAUCCAUCUUGCUGAAAGUGUUGAUGGUCAAGCGCAGCCUGUGACGACAUCGCUUCCUAAUAGCCCAACAGUCUCUCCAGUCGUGUCUGCCUCCGAACUCGAACUCGCCAAAGAGGCGAGACGGAGUACACUUCUUUCGCCCACGGUUAUACAAUCUGCAAAAGAACUUCAAAAGCGCGAUCAUUAUACCAUCCAACAACGUGUAGAUAUGGAAGAGGACUGGCGGUUGAAAGCCAGGCUCCUCCAAAGUGCAAGUGAACACACGGACCGCGCUGCUGGCGUUAGACGAAUUCAUGAGAAGUUACUUGCAAGACAGCGCCUUCAACGAGAACAAGCCAUUCCUGAGUAUGAACCUACUCAUAAGGACUUUAAUCGAUGGUUCAACCUGAAAGAAGAGAUUGACGACGCUCUUGUGCCAGAUCUAAUCAAUGAUGAUGUCCGCGGGUUUGACCUGAAAGAGGAGUUUGAGUACGAAGACGAAAAGCGUGAGAGGGAGCAAAGGGAACGUGAGGAGAAGAAGAGACGCGAAAUUGAAGAGCUGGAACAUGAGCUAGACAUUUUGGGUCUUGAAAGAUUCGAUGGCCUUUGCAUGAGUUUUGUUGAGUCGGAUGGGCCAUCCGAAAAGACGUCAGAUGAACAGAAGGAACAACAACUACCUCUUACACCAGAGGAACUUGAGAAACAGAAGCAGGCAUUGCAAGAACAACUCCAACAUCACUACCAACAACUGCAGCUGGAACUCCAGCUUCAACACCACACCUUACGCUCGUCCAACAAGGGGAUACGUAAAAAGAAAUUUGGCCCAGCCAUUGCAGGAGUGGCACCUCCAACGACACCCAACCCAAAUGCUAAUAAUGUAACCAAGCCAACAGCAGCAGCAACAACGACUGCUGCUACGGUUCCAGCCAAGAUAACCCUGCACGAGCCACGACCACUCCGACCCCGAAAUGGUCGCAAGCUCUUUUCAAACGAGAACUGCGAUUCGAUGAUUAUUAAUGACACACCCAUAAUGACGGCCACGGCCCCUUAGAACUGUUGGUUCCAUUUUUUUCUACUUAAUAGACCCACAAUGCUAAUGUAGCAUAGCACCGUAAUUAUAGCAUUUAAAAAUUAAUAAAGUAGCUGCGUGUGGU